This is a messenger RNA of Annulohypoxylon maeteangense, 1212 nucleotides long. RefSeq lists its product as uncharacterized. The transcript has a single exon. Bases 1 to 1212 code for a protein of 403 amino acids. NCBI's taxonomy places the organism in Eukaryota, Fungi, Ascomycota, Sordariomycetes, Xylariales, Hypoxylaceae. The record is from RefSeq and is a predicted model, not a curated record.
AUGAGAAGGGGACGGAGAAACGGAAGAGGGAAGGGCAAGGCCGUAGCCUCAUCUAGCAGCCAUUAUAACGACCACAACAUGCGAAAUCCCACAUCUCAACACCAUGGUGACCAAGAUAGCUCUGAUGAUUCAGAUGAAAUGCAAGAUCAAUUCAAUAACCAAUUCACCAACUCCAAUUAUAUUCAACCCAAUUACAAUCCGAGAUAUAAAGGUAAACCUCAGAACUAUGACCCAAAUUACAACCGAGGGACUCGAAGCGGGCGACAUCAUCCCCCGAAUCCAUUCCAACAACCACCCAACAACCCGUUCCAGCAGCAACCCCCUCAAGGCCCAUUCCAACCACAACCACAGCCGGUUGCCUUCCAACAGUACCCUCAGCCAAAUACGUUCCAACCCCAACCUCAGCACGCUGGAUACCCUCAGCCUCCUCUCAACAAGCCACAGUAUUUUGAAGAGCAGUGGGAGCAACAGUCCAAUCAACAUUCGAACGUUCACGAGUACCACCACCAUCAUCAUCAUCAUAACCAUUAUCAUCACUUCUCCGACGGCAUCAACCCCCUACCCACAUCAACCGCAGCCGUUCCUUACACUGACGCCAGGAUGGUCGACAUCGACGACGUUCACUCCCUACGGAUCUACAUCGCCAAUCUAGAAUCACAGAUCAGGGAGGUGCUGCAAUCGAUGGCGGAUAGCAACACAGAUUCCAAAGAACUAGUCUGUCAUUAUAUCGAGUCUGUACGCCGUUCAUAUCCCAGAUCCGAGCUUGCUCGGGCCUUUGCUGUGAACAAUGGUGGUCAGAAUGGUUGUCAGAACGGUGGCCAGAAUAGUGGUCAAAAGAGUUGUCAGAAUAGGGGUCAGAAUAAUGGUCAGAGUAAUGGUCAGAGUAGUGGUCAGAGCAGUGGUCAGAACGUAGGUCAGAACAUAUAUCAGAAUGUGGAUCGGAAUUUCAAUCAGCAGCAUAACGCGCAGUCACCGGAUCCUCGGGCCUCAUCCCAACGUAAUCGGGGGCCUAGUCCUGAGUCUGGGCCUCCUCCCGCCGGGGGGCAAAUGAGAGGUGCCAUAGCUCGAUUGAUGGAACUCUCAACCCAACAGGCGGCCAUGGGCGAGGCAAUGAUGAGUGGGGCGAACGGCCCCCCUACGGGGAAGUCGGGACAACGUCAUGUUCGUUUUCAAGAUUAUAGGGAGCCGACGGUUGAAGAAGUUGUUGAUUGA